AUGGUCUACUACUUCACCUCCACGGUCGUCGACCCCUCCGCCUUCAUCUACGUCGGCAAGGACAAGUUUGAGAAUGAGGAGCUGAUCAAGUACGGCUGGGAGGAGGACUUCCACGUCGACAAGCUCUCCUCCGCACACAUCUACCUCCGCCUCCCAGACCCCCACCCGUCCACCACCCCCGCCAUGACCUGGGACGCCAUCCCAGAACCCCUCCUCACCGACCUCGCGCAGCUGACCAAGGCCAACUCCAUCGAGGGCAACAAGAAGGACAACAUCACCAUCAUCUACACGCCGUGGUCGAACCUCAAGAAGGACGGAUCCAUGGCCGUCGGGCAGGUCUCCUUCAAGGACCCGCGCAAGGUGAAGCGCGUCCUCGUUGCGCAGCGCGAGAACCCCGUCGUCAACCGCCUCAACAAGACCAAGGUCGAGAAGAAGCCCGAUCUGCAGCAGGAGCGCGAGGAUCGGCUCAAGGAGCUGCGGAAGCGCGACCAGGCGGCGAGUCUGGUGAGGAAGAAGGAGGAGGCGCGGGUGAUGCAGGAGAGGAAGGAGAAGAAGUGGCAGAAGGACCAUGCGUAUGACGAUAUCUUCUCCGAGGAGAAUAUGGAGGGGUCGAGUAACCAGAAUCGUUCCGAGGAUUGGGAGGAUGAUUUCAUGUGA
Messenger RNA from Colletotrichum chrysophilum, 657 nucleotides. RefSeq lists its product as uncharacterized. The coding region runs from base 1 to 657 and encodes 218 amino acids. The record is from RefSeq and is a predicted model, not a curated record. The transcript has 3 exons. Lineage: Eukaryota; Fungi; Ascomycota; Sordariomycetes; Glomerellales; Glomerellaceae.